This is a messenger RNA of Cordyceps fumosorosea ARSEF 2679, 5430 nucleotides long. RefSeq names its product Serine/threonine-protein kinase domain protein. Bases 1 to 5430 code for a protein of 1809 amino acids. NCBI's taxonomy places the organism in Eukaryota, Fungi, Ascomycota, Sordariomycetes, Hypocreales, Cordycipitaceae. The transcript has 2 exons. Gene Ontology annotation, biological process: phosphorelay signal transduction system; peptidyl-serine phosphorylation. The record is from RefSeq and is a predicted model, not a curated record. Gene Ontology annotation, molecular function: protein serine/threonine kinase activity; ATP binding. Gene Ontology annotation, cellular component: cytoplasm; nucleus.
AUGGACCCCCCAUUCCAGUCGCUGGCUCCCCCGGCCCUCACGACACUUCGCACAUUGGACUCCACCCUCAUGACCCGUUCCCUCAGCCAAGACAUUCGGAACGAGAGAGAAGAACUUCAAGAAGCCGCCGCCCAGACUCUGAAUGUCAUUGUCGACCUCAACCUCGACGGCACCAUCAAGUGGGUGAGCCCCUCGUGGAACGACGUUGUCGGCACCCCCUACGACACCCUCGAUGGCACCCUGCUCUCCGACCUCAUUGUCAGCGACAACAAGACUGCCUUUACCGACAUUGUCGAGUCUAUGAAGAGCGACGACUCCAAGAGCCAUCGUGUCAAGUUUGCCAUGCGUCUUGGUCCCCUCUCGAAAUUGCGUCUCAACCUACCCGCCGAAAACGCGCCAGACGAUGAGGGAACCGAGCAAGUCCCACCCCAAGAACAGGAUGAAAUCGCAGAACUCGAAGCCCAAGGCAUAAUGGUCUACGAUAGUGCUUCCGGAGGCGAGAGUCAUACCAUGUGGAUGAUUCGUCCGUGGACGCCUCCGCAGGAAAUCCAAAUCGACCUCCCCGAUGUCAUUGUCGACUCCCUGGGCUCGGGCGCCGAGGUCCUGGCCGGCUACCUCACCAAGCUGGCCGAGUCCGCCGAAGAGGACUCCGAACCGCACGACCCCCCUCCCCCAGUCCUCUGUCGAAUCUGUGAACGCCAGAUCCCCCCGUGGUGGUUCGAGAAGCAUACCGAUCUCUGCCUGCAGGAGCACCGGGCCGAGAUGGACGUGCAGUUGGCGCAGGAAAGUCUCAACGAACACCGUCAUGCUAUUGUCAAAGUCCUUGAUGCUCUUGAGACUCGCCAAAGUCGACUGCUCGAACCACAACUCACGCCACUCGCCGAUUACAAGGGGCUGCCCAUUGGGCCGGCUCCGUCUACGCAAUCAUCGCCAAGCACGUCGCUUGCUCGUUCGCGAGAUCGCACCGGUGGCUUUGGGCAUUCUAGAGGACGCUCUUUUGCCAUCCGACGGCCACAGGCGAGGAUCGUCGAACUGCUGAUGGAUCUGUGCGACACGGCCCUCGAAAUCAGCAACCCCACCAUCAAAGAGCACGCGCAUCCCGACGGCGAGAUUCGCACGCAAUCCCCGCAGUCUGAAUCUCGAAUAUCACAGGUCCUGCAGUGGCAGUCCCCCAGCACCAAUACCCUCGAGCAGGAGCAGGGCCUGGCUCUUUUGUGUGCCGACACGGAAAAGGCUGCCCGCAACAAGGUGGACGCCAUCUUUCGACACCGCAAGAUUCUGGAGUAUUCUGAACGCAUUCGCAUUGAGCUGUCAUGCCUUGUCCAACACUGCGUCGAGGAGGCCAUGCGAAAGGCUGCCCGCAUUGCCGCAGGUCAACUCACAGACUCUAGCGUUGAAGACACUGAUGAGCAGCAGCAGCAGCAGCAGCCCCCCGAACCUGAAGAGAAGGAGCCUGAAAGCGUUUUGGGCUCACGCUCUCGCGGUCGAUCAGAGGCCAGCUCCAGCCACCUUGUCACCAGCCCCUCCGCCCUUGCAGCUGCCCUACGCCAAGUCAACUUGUCGGCUGCUGUGCAGGGCGGCUCUCGGCCAAGCUCCAUCGUCGGCUCUACAGGCUCUGCCAGCCCUAAAGAGUGCCUCACGCCGAGAUCAUAUGUUGGCACGUCGCAGUCUCGCGACGGCCGGCGGGGCUCCUCUCUCUGGCUGGAAAGUGACCUGGGGGACCCGGAAGAAAGCUUCCGGUCACUCUCUGUAUCCAGAAACAUGCCGAGAACCGACUCACCAAUGUCCGAAUUUGGUGAUCUCAGACGCGCUGCGAGCGCGCGCCAACACCAACGGCGAAGCCUCAUCAUACCCGGCGCAACCUCUCCUCGCCGCCAGGAGUCACCCUCUCGUAGCACACAGCCCUCAUCGCCGCUGAGGAUCAAGCCUCGCAUCAUCCCUGGUUCCCACGAUGUCAUGGUCUCCCCAGAAGCGUCGCCCAUGUUUCCCUCUAGCGAGUUUAGCUCCCCGAUUGCACACCCCACGCGACAUCACAGAAGGCAAUCCUCAGCCGCCAUCUCCGACUUUGUCAUGCGACCACCGCCGUCUCCGCGCCUGGGGGCCAGUCAAGCACCGCCCCAGGCACGAUCCAACCAGCCGUCCAUCAAAGACUUUGAAAUCAUCAAGCCCAUCAGCAAAGGCGCUUUCGGCAGCGUCUACCUCUCCAAGAAGAAGUCUACCGGAGAGUACUUUGCCAUUAAAGUGCUGAAAAAGGCAGACAUGGUUGCGAAGAAUCAGGUUGGCAACGUCAAGGCUGAGAGAGCCAUCAUGAUGUGGCAGGGCCAGAGCGAUUUCGUCGCAAAGCUCUACUGGACAUUUUCCAGCAAGGACUACCUCUAUCUCGUCAUGGAGUACCUCAACGGUGGUGACUGCGCCGCGCUGAUCAAGGUGCUGGGUGGCUUACCAGAGGACUGGGUGCAAAAGUACCUCGCCGAGGUCAUCCUUGGAGUCAAGCAUCUGCACGAGCGCGAUAUCAUCCACCGUGAUCUGAAGCCAGACAACUUGCUGAUUGACCAGAAAGGCCAUCUGAAGCUCACCGACUUUGGUCUGUCCCGAAUGGGUUUGGUUGGCCGUCAGAAGCGAGCGUUGAACAGCGAAACGAGCGAGACCACGCCCGACCUCCUCAAACAAGGACCGUUUGUGCGAUCGGCAUCCAUGGCCUCGUCUCGCUCCACGUCGUUGGACCUUCAAGGCACAUCCCAGUCCCCAACAAUGACUCCGCAAAUGACGCCAGAUGUCGGCAGCAUGUCCCAACCAUCCUACUUUAGCCUGGGCCAGCUGACGGAGCCUCGACGAACCUCUGGCGGACGACGAAGCGACAGCGGGGGAAGUGAAUCUCUUUCACAGAUGCUGUCCAACUUUUCGCUCAACGACGACCUCGGAGCGUUGAGCUUGACCAAGUCGCCCGACGACGACGUCAUUCACGGGUCGCCCGAUAUGAUAGGCAGUCUGCCUAGUACCAGAGCCAGCAUUGACAGCCACGCGCGGAAUUCAUCUAUCCCGCAAACCAUGAUGCCGCCACCCAUGGCACUCUUUGACCCGCAGGAUACGAACCGACGAUUCGUCGGCACACCCGACUACCUCGCACCGGAAACCAUCAACGGCGACAAGCAGGAUGAAACCUCGGAUUGGUGGUCUGUCGGGUGCAUAUUGUUUGAGUUUCUCUUUGGCAUCCCCCCAUUCCACGCGAGUGAAGCUGAGCAAGUGUUUGACAAUAUCCUCGCGCGCAAGAUUCAAUGGCCGGAGGAGGCGGUUUUGGAGACUGUCUCUGAAGAAGCCAAGGAUCUCAUCAACAAGCUACUCUGCAUUGAUCCUCUGCAGCGUCUAGGAUCUAACCGCGAGGAAAAGUUUGAGUCUGGCGGCGACGAAAUCUGCCACCAUCCCUUCUUUGCAGGUCUUAGCUGGGACUCGCUACUCGAAGACGAGGCGCAGUUUAUUCCCCAACCCGAGAACCCCGAGGACACCGAAUACUUUGACGCCCGCGGCGCCGUGCUGCAGUCUUUUGCAGAGGAGAUGGAAGACCAGAUGUCACCACAGUCGGCCUCCGGCGAGUACCCCGACCGACCACACGAUGCGCUAUCACGCAUCAGAACACAGGUCAACUCGAUUAACCGCAAGCUCAUGCCGCUGCACAUUCCCCCUCACGUGCGGGACAUGAAGUCGAGACGUCUCAGCGAACCAGUCGUUUCCGACGACUUUGGCAACUUUUCCUUCAAGAACCUGCCGGUCCUCGAAAAGGCCAACAAGGACGUCAUCCAGAAGCUGCGCGCCGAGGCGCUCGCGGCCCAGAACAAGCAAUCUUCAAGCAGCGGCUCCACGGGAUCGCCCGUCCCUUCGCUGGAGGGCAGCCCGGUUCUGGCGAACCACUUGCAGAGAACGUUGUCCAACGCCAAGGGCAACCGCCCCCAAUCGCCAUCUGGGUUUAGUCACGCGACCUCGUCACCCAGCCGGGCCUCUCAGCCCUCGUCGCCACUGCUGGUGUCGUUUGUGGCUGGCGGAGAAGGCCGCCGAAAAGCGUCGAGUAACGCAUCCAGCCUUUCGCAUCAGUCGUCCACGCUACAACCGAAUGCGCCGCCUAUUGACAUUCCCAAAGUCCCCCCUAGUCUGCAAAAGGCGGCCACGACUGUUGGUGCUUCACCCGUCAAGGGCAAAGCGACGCCGCAGCUCGCCAUCUCGCCCCAGAAGCUUUCCACCCCACGCAGCGCCGGCCGAUCACGCUCGCUCACCGUUGGCUCCGCCGAGUCGAGCCCCGUGGCCGCCGACAUGCUCCACCACCGCAACCGCCGAAGCCAAGUCUUCGACAUGUCGCCAUCCUCGUCAGACAAUGAAGGGGACAGGCACAGUGCACUGCUGCGCGUGCAGAGGCGCCGGCAAAGCUCACGCCGUCUGUCACAGAUUGCGUUUGAUGGCGGCACUCCCACAUUUCGACCGCUGGACGUGCUCAUCUGCGAAGACCAUCCCGUAUCGAGAAUGGUCAUGGAAAAGCUGCUCGAGAAGCUCCGCUGCCGCACCAUUUCCGUGUCCAACGGCUCCGAAGCUGUGCGAUACGCGAUGAGCGAGAUCAAGUUUGACGUCAUUUUCCUGGAGUAUAGGUUGCCCCAGAUCAAUGGCGCUGACGUUGCUCGGAUGAUUCGCGAGACCAAAAACACCAACGCACACACUCCAAUCGUCGCCAUCACAUCUUAUCUAAAAGAGCUGCAGGCGCCCCACUACUUCGAUUCGCUAAUUGAGAAGCCUAUUAGCUCCUCCAAGCUCAGCGAGGUACUUCGCGGGCUCUGUCAAUGGCGACCCGAGUCGCCCCAGCGCUCCAGCUCCGGGUCGGCCCCCGUGACCGUCCGCAAACCCCGAUCAGACAGCCCGACUUCGAGCGGGCAAUUCCUGUCCAGCCAAGACUCGACGAGCGUUUUCGACUCGGAGCCGGCCGAUGACGUUCCUUUCAAGGGCGACUGGGAAGGCGGGCUCGGCAUUUGCGGAUCCGACAUCCCGGACCGGCAUGUAACGCAACCUGAGCCCGCACAAUCGGAGCAUGUACGGUCACUCGACAAGCUUUCCAAGCGAGAGCCGGACCGUCGCAGCUCGUCAGAAGGCACCGACUCGGCGGACGACGAGGAUGACGAGGCGCACAAGGAGAAGCACGCGCGGCGCGCCAGCAAGGCCCUGUCCAAGACGCCGCUCCCGAGCUCCAAGCUGGGCAUCGAGAUGAUGCGCGCCAACAGCCACGACAGCAUGUUGGGCGAUAGCACGCCCGAGACGGUCACGCAGGUGGCCACGCCGUCGCAAGAGGUGCCGCCGGGGCUGAGCACGCCACCGACCGAGCCCCCGGAUGUCGAUGCCACGCCACGGCCCAGCGAGCCGCAGGACGAUCCGACACCGCGGCCAAACAAACCAUAG